Chionomys nivalis (European snow vole) is the source of this 1535-nucleotide messenger RNA. It is a transcript of the gene Rnase13, whose product is annotated as ribonuclease A family member 13 (inactive). The transcript has a single exon. The coding region runs from base 1074 to 1535 and encodes 153 amino acids. Gene Ontology annotation, molecular function: nucleic acid binding. Lineage: Eukaryota; Metazoa; Chordata; Mammalia; Rodentia; Cricetidae. The record is from RefSeq and is a predicted model, not a curated record.
UAAAGCCCCCAAAUGUGCAAAUGUGCAGAAGGCCUGCAGGAAGAAGAGACUGUAAGGUCUGUGGCUAGCAGGUCCUUCUUGACUCUGAAGAAGAUCCAGACAUCUGAUAGAAGGCUGAGGGACUUGUUACCCUUUUCCUCCGCAGGACAAGCUAUCACGAAGCAGCCAAUACUGAGAAUCUGACCUGCCCCAGUGGUUCACAUUCUGUCAAGUCCCUGGCGUGCUCUCAGAGCCACCCUGAGGCUUCAGAGGCCUCGGGUCACAGGUGUAGGGUGUUGGCACCGUUAGCACUUGCGAAGGCUCUUUGUUCUCAGUCAUCUUGGUGGGAGGUGCCCAUGCCCAUUGCCCCCGGGGCUUGUAAGUGGGAUGAGACGUUGAUGACACUUGAUCAAAGGUAAACACUUCAUUCCUCAGCAACAAGAUGGUUCUUUCCUUCCUACUUUGCUGAAAGCGGGACCAGUGGGCCAGAGCAAGCAUCAAAGAAGGCCCAGGGACUUAGGGGUUUCUGGCCAGGAGGUUGGAACUGAGUGUUCUGAAGACACCAAAGAUGAGAUCAGACAGCAGUGUGUCUUUCCUCCUACUCAUAUAACGCCCUUAGCACAGGGUUUCUCAAACCCAGGGGACGGUCCCUCCUUCCAGACUAUCCAGAAACCUUUUCAGUCUCCUAUCAUCCCACCUCUAGGUUGUAAGUGGCCUCAGGCAGGAUGCACCCCUGCCUCCCACUCCUCUGACUUCAGUUUCUGCCUGCAGCCGCUGCCGGCUCUCCACUCCUGUAUUUACAGUAAGGAGUGCCAGGAAGCAGGGAGCAUUCAGAAGCUUUUCUCACUCUGCCCAGCAGCCCAAGGACUGGGUGAGACAGACUCAGUGGUGCACCACAGAGGAGAAGGGCUGGCUGGAGACCGAGGAGUGGGGGCCUUGAGCAAGUUCCUCAUCUUACAGGAUCUGUAAGUUACUGAGCAGUUCUUCGAGGAUAAGGGAGGCCCAAAGGGAGAAUACAGGAGGCUCUGGGCAGGGUGGACAGUCUCUUCGGGCCUAACGUGCCUCUCAUUACCGUAACUCUGCCAGCAGAAGGCAUGGUGCGAAUCGGGGUCUGGCUCCUUUGCCUCCAGCUUGUCCUACGGCCAACUCUGGUGACAGGCAUCAAGGUGGAGAUCGCCAUCAAGAACUUCCGCACCUUACACGUUGACUACCCCAGGAUUAACUACCCGAAGGAUUUUCACGGGUACUGUAACGGGCUCAUGGCCUAUGUGAGGGGCAGAAUGCAGGACUGGUAUUGCCCUAAGAUCCAUUACGUGGUCCAUGCCCCCUGGGAAGGCAUCCAAAAGUUCUGCAGAAACAGCGAGAACUUCUGCGAGAAUUUCAAUGAGUACUGCACGCUCACUCAGAACUCCUUCCCCAUCACCAUCUGCACCCUGGGCUCCAAACAGCCGCCAACCAGCUGCAGCUACAACAGCACCCUGACCAACCAGAGGCUGUACUUGCUCUGCUCCAGCAAGCAAAAUGCUGAACCUAUAGGCAUCAUUGGCCUCUACUAG